Erinaceus europaeus (western European hedgehog) is the source of this 884-nucleotide messenger RNA. RefSeq names its product tachykinin receptor 3 (gene TACR3). Lineage: Eukaryota; Metazoa; Chordata; Mammalia; Eulipotyphla; Erinaceidae. Gene Ontology annotation, biological process: positive regulation of flagellated sperm motility; G protein-coupled receptor signaling pathway. The coding region runs from base 48 to 884 and encodes 278 amino acids. Gene Ontology annotation, molecular function: tachykinin receptor activity. The transcript is spliced from 4 exons. Gene Ontology annotation, cellular component: sperm midpiece; plasma membrane. The record is from RefSeq and is a predicted model, not a curated record.
GCCCCCGCGGGGACGCCGCCAACCAGUUCGCGCAGCCCCCCUGGCGCAUGGCGCUGUGGUCGCUGGCCUAUGGCUUCGUGGUGGCGGCCGCCGUGCCGGGCAACCUGGUGGUCAUCUGGAUCAUCCUGGCGCACCGGCGGAUGCGCACCGUCACCAACUCGUUCCUGGUCAACCUGGCCGUGGCCGACGCGGCAGUCGCCGCGCUCAACCUGCUGGUCAACUUCCUGUACGCGCUGCGCGGGGACUGGUACUUCGGGGCCGGCUACUGCCGCUUCCAGAACGUCUUCCCCAUCACCGCCGUGUUCGCCAGCAUCUACUCCAUGACGGCCAUCGCCGUGGACAGGUACAUGGCCAUCAUAGAUCCCCUGAAGCCCCGGCUGUCCACCACCACCACCAAGAUCGUCAUUGGGAGCAUCUGGGUGCUGGCCUUCCUGCUGGCCCUCCCGCAGUGCCUGUACUCCAGGAUCAAAGUCAUGCCCAGCCGGACGCUGUGCUACGUGCAGUGGCCAGGAGGCCCCAAGCAGCACUUCACCUAUCACAUUGUCGUCAUCAUCCUGGUCUACCUCUUCCCCUUGCUGGUCAUGGGCAUCACCUACACCAUCGUGGGCAUCACGCUCUGGGGAGGAGAGAUCCCGGGAGACACUUGCAACAAGUACCAUGAGCAGCUGAAGGCCAAGAGAAAGGUGGUGAAGAUGAUGAUCGUUGUGGUGGUGACCUUUGCUGUCUGCUGGCUGCCCUAUCACGUCUACUUCAUCCUAACGGCCGUCUACCAGCAGCUCAAUCGCUGGAAAUACAUCCAGCAGAUCUACCUGGGAAGCUUCUGGCUGGCAAUGAGCUCCACCAUGUACAACCCCAUCAUCUACUGCUGUCUGAACAAGAGGUGA